AGAUUUGGACUGCCUGGGUGCUACCAGUCUGGGCUGGGAGCCUGGUUUGAACUCCUUGAGAGUGACAGGCUGGCUAGACUGAGCUGUAAAUUCCACCUUUGAGGUUCAAAGCAUGUGGGGGAUCCUAUGUGUCCCCAGAGGCAGGCUCAGAUGGGGAACACCGUUGUUGCUUGCUGUUUGUUAUGAGCACAGUGGCAAUUGGUGGACCUGUCCUACAGCUCAUGCAGCUAGACCUGGGCUUGUAGGAUUGUUUCAGCCACUUAAAGGAGCAGUGACCAGCAAGCAGCUUGCACUGGCAGAAAUGAGCUUGAAAGCUCUUGGGGCAGCUGAGAGAUCUGAUUGCCAGGGGGCAAAUAAGUUCACUGAAGAGAGCCGUUAACCAUCUUAAUCUGAAGAGAGCGGAAGGGGAGGAGGCAAGGGAGGUUUUCACAACCUGCAGUGGGGUUGGCAGUGCCAGCAACUCCAUCAUCCAACUUCUCUCUGCCUCUGGAAAAGCUUCGGUGACACCUGGGAAGUCAUGGCCUUCACAACACCCCAAAUUCCUGCAGAGCUGUCACUGCCAUCCUGCCAGGUAAGCUUCUGACUGAUCUUUACAGUGGUAGGUUGGGCAUUGCUUUCCAGCAUUUGUUUUCUUCCCUUUUCGCUCUCAGGUAACACCCAUUAUUUAUUUUUCUCAGUGAGUCACCUGUGUCUGCUUUUGCCCUUUCCACAUACUUGCCUCACUUACAGCUGUUUGUGGAAAAGGUGCACAGAGGCACCGCCCUGUCACCAUGGGCGUGUUUUACUUCUACCUUUGAUUGCCUUGUCCUGUUGUUUAAUGUCUGAUCACUUCUGUGAGGAAAAUGGUUUUAUGGGGAAAAUCACAUCCUCUUCUGCAAUACCCGUGGGUGGGCUGAAGGCUCACUGUCUCUCCAGGACUGCUGUGCUGCUGCAGCCUUACUCUGUCCCAGUCACAAUGCAACAAUCACCCUGCCUUUCCGACAGGCAGGAGGCUGGUAGAGGUCGGUGUCCCAGCUGGAGAAGGAAGUCCCUGGUGUUGGUUGGAGCAGUUGCUCUGUCCUGCACUGGCGAAGGCUCUGCUGGGCAAGCCCCAGUGAUGUUCCCCAUCUCUGCAAGCUGAGGAACAUGGAGGAGCGGGAGACAGUGGGUGAGCUCUGCUCUACCCCAUCAUGGGCAAGUGACAGAGUAAAGCAAGGGGAGGAUUUGUAAUCCCAGCCCUACAAGGUGGUGUUGGAAUGGAGGUCCUCAGAGCUCACACCCAUCUCUGCAGCUCAUCACUAAUGCGGGGACAUAGGCACUCCCCCUGUGCUGAAAGCUGAAUAUUGCUGCUGCCCCUUGUCUGUAGAGCAGAUUUUCCUGCAAAAUCCGUCUGUCUGUGCCUGCUUGACAAAAACGCUUCCUUUGUCGCUGUAGGUCACACACUCUGCAGCUCACUUUUUUCAUGACCUCUGCUGAUUUCAUUUCUUGCUACUUUCUUCAGCAACAACAGCAGCACAACCCCUCAAACCUUUUCUACCCCUGGUGUUACUCUGAAGGGAUUUUCCACUGGUUGUGUGUGGGACCUGCUCCCUGAGCUGUUUGGGGUUUUAGCAGCCUUGUUCAGAGGCGAUGGAGUUUUGGUGUUUCCACAUGGGCCCCAUGCAUUUCUCUGCAGUUUUUAUUGCUUGGAGGCUGCCAGCAACCUGCACGAGCAGGGACCAUGCUGGCCUGGAAUGUGCGGCCUCCCCAGUGUAUUAACCAGUGCCAGAUGAGCUUCUCUAGCUGUUGUGGACUAGCUUCUCAUCUAGCAUAAACUAGUUAUUUAAUCACUGUCAGCUAAACUAACAGCAGCCAGGCUUGGCUUGCAACUGAGCACAAAUGUACGCAUCUUUUGGAAGGAUAGCUUCAUCUCCAUGACUGACCAAAAAACCCCCAUCCUCUUCAGUAAACUUAGCUCCUGUGCAGUGAUUUUGAGAAGGUGACAGACCAUACCCCUGACCAUCCCUGCCACACUCGGGGUUAUGGCUACUGUACCUGUGGGUUGGCAGACAUGCCAGACCUCUUCUCCAACAACACUGGCAAAAUACUCCAUUUGCCAUUUGGUUUUAAUUUUGACUGGAUGUACAAUUUGUGAAGGGAAGCUAAUGCUUUCACACGUCUUCGUUAGCAUGGAUGUGGGGGAAGCCUAUGCCUGGACCUGUUCCAGCUCUCCGAGACAGUGACAUGGAAGGUGGACUGCCUUCAUGGGCUGGGCGUCAGCAGGUGCUGUAGUACAGGGCUGUCUCAGAACUAGAAAUAACCUUCUCAUGCCAUGCUGAGGUGCUGCAGUAGUGCACCUUACAAGAACCUGCUAUGAUUGCUGGUUCUGAUUUAGGGAGAAAAAUGGUUCACUUCAUUCUCUCAACACAGCCUUGUUAAAUGAAAGGUGAUUUGCGGUGUGGUGUAGGAAAUGCUGAAGAGUGCAAACCAGAUGUUGAAGAUUAUAAGGGACCCUUGCAGAAACAUCAGAAAAUGCUGUACCCUUCCCACCACUCUCCUCAGGCCUGUGAUAUGGUGGAACUUCUUGCUCUGGUAUUUGCUGUGUUCAUAUGAGAAAGGUGGCAUCUCAGUGGUGUUCCUCCAGCUGCUUACAAGCAGGCUGGCUCAUUCUGCCUCCAGCUCAUCUUGUGAUGGUACACCAACGGUGCAGGAAGGGGUGAAUGGUACAUGCAAGGGAAUGGAAAAUUAUCUCAUUGCUGCCCUGUUACCAAACCAAUGUGGGAAGCCCUUGCUCCUCCUCAACUCUUCCCUGUGCUUUUCAGCCACACAACUCACAGUUUGUGGCAUAAAUGGUUUGUGGAGCUCAGUGGCAGUUUCGUAUUGAUCCGCUCUUUCCAGAGCUGCCUGCAGGUUGAUCAGUCCCUCUGUGGACAAGCAAGCAGCUGUUAACCAGAGGAGAUGCCAGCCCUACUUCUGUUGGUAGAAGCCUCUGUUUAAUCACAGCUCGUGUUCCUCCUUUGGUUACCUAUUAUUUCAGUUAGGUACCUUCCACUCCCUCCUGUCGGUUAAGGACAUGAGGCGUGUAGUGUGCCUUUGGGUUCCCACUGUUAACACUGUGUUCAGUUCAUGCAUUUGCCAAAUGACUCUGAGUACCAAGUUUCAGUUUUUCCCAUCUGCAUGUCCUUGGCAUAUACUGCACUUUCCAGGGCUUCAAGAAAUCAGACCAUAGGUACCUUCUGCUUACUCAUGACUCAGCUGUCCAAUUUUCCCACACAGUCACUGGUGCAAACUUCAUGGUGUUAAGUGUUGAAGGAAUAUGGCCUGAACUGAUCAAAGUUUGAAAAGGAAUACCCGAAGCCCUGCAAGUCAUAUUAAAGCACAGGCACCACCAGUGCAUGUCAAGGUUCUGCUUCCAGGACUGUGAAAGGACACCAAGCCAUUCUGCUUUCAAUUACAUGAAUAUUAUACCUCCUGCUCCAAAGACUGGAGUCACAGAUUUGACUUUUGGCUUUUCCUUGGCAUCCAUUUCCGGUGAGGAUUAAGGUAAAAGAACCCCAGGUUCAGUCUGCCUGGCACCGCUGCAACCAAGCUGACACGCUGACACAUCCUGGUUACCAGGGGACUGUCGCCUCAUCUGACCUGCCGAACAUUUCCACCUUUGCGUUUACAGAGAUGAGGUGACCAUUCAGAUGCCAGAGUGCAUGAUCAGCACAUGAGGAGAAUAAAGUACAGCACGCAGUACACAAGCAAAAUGUCCAAACAAAAAAAAAACAAAUCAGGAACUACACACAGCUGGCAAGUGUGGGCCAUCUACAUGCUCUUAGCUGCAAACCUCUCUGAACAGCAAGCGCUGAAGCAGGCUUGUCCUUCAUGCAGUGAUGCUCAGCUUUGCAACUGCUCUUCCAUGGGCUUGGACUUCAUUCCCCCAGGGCUCACCGCCAAAAUCACAAUGUUAAACCUGGCCCACAACAGGAUAAAGCACAUCCGAUCCCAGGACCUGCAGCAGGCUGUGAACCUGAGAGCCCUGCUGCUGCAAUCCAACAAAAUCAGCUCCAUAGAUGAAGACUCGUUUCAGUCCCUGGCGAAACUGGAGCUCUUGGACUUAUCAAAUAACAGCUUGGCUCACUUGUCCCCUGUGUGGUUUGGGCACCUUUUCUCGCUCCAGCACCUCCACCUUCAAGGCAAUUUCUACAGAGACCUGGGAGAAAGCUCUCCCUUUUCUGGUCUGAGGAACCUGAGCUCUCUCCGCCUGGGCAACCCACGGUUCUCUGUGAUAAGGCAAGGGAACUUUGAGGGCAUUGAGCUUCUCAACAAGUUGUGGAUUGAUGGUGGUAAUCUCAGUCAGUAUGAGCAGGGAAGUUUGAAAUUGAUUAAGAAGAUAAAUCACAUGGUCAUAAACCUAAGAAAUAUUAAUAUAUUCUCAGAAAUUGUUAGGGACCUUCUGCACUCUGUGACUUGGCUAGAAGUGAGAGAAAUCAAAUUAGCAGUUGAAAUAAAAAGCUUGGUGCAGAACUCUACACGUCCUUUUAGGAUGCAAAAACUUACGUGUAAAGAUGCUUUCUUCACAGACCAGUCUAUUAGCCGAUUAUUGGUAUUAUUGAAGGAAAUCACCUCUUUACGAGAGUUAGAGGCAAUAGAUUGUGUGCUUGAUGGGAGGGGUGUAUGGGACACUAAAGGAAUUACAAGCAGUGGGCAAAGUUUUGUUGAAACAAUAUCAAUAAUAAAUGUAAUGAUUCCGAAUUUUCAUCUGUUUAUUGACCUAGAAGGUAUGGAGUCACAAAUAAACAAACUGAAAAGACUCACUAUUGCAAGCUCUAAAGUUUUCAUGGUACCAUGCAAGCUUGCAAGACAUUUUUCAUCACUUACGUAUCUAGACUUCAAUGAUAAUUUGCUUGUAAAUAAUCGUUUAGAUGAGACAAUCUGUAAAGAUGCCUGGCCUUCACUGCAAACAUUAAAUCUAAGUCAAAACUCUCUAAAAUCUCUGAAAUGGACUGCAAAAUAUGUAUCUCGUCUACCCAAACUGAAUAAUCUUGACAUUAGCCAAAAUAAUUUUGGUGAGAUUCCAGAUGCAUGCGAAUGGCCAAAAAACCUGAAAUAUUUAAACCUCUCCAGCACUCAAAUUCCUGAAGUAACGACCUGCAUUCCCCCAACGCUGGAAGUUUUGGAUGUUAGUGCUAACAACCUGAAGGAGUUUGGACUGCAGCUCCCAUUUCUGAAAGAGCUGUACCUCACAAAAAACCAGCUGAAGACCCUGCCUGGUGCUGCACCCAUUCCAAACUUAGUGGUCAUGUCAGUCAGGAGAAACAAGCUCAACAGUUUCUCCAAGGAAGAGUUUGAGUCCUUCAAGAGAAUGGAGCUGCUGGAUGCCAGUGACAACAACUUCAUCUGCUCCUGUGAAUUCCUCUCCUUCAUCCACCACCAGGCUGGGAUAUCCCAAGUGCUGGUGGGGUGGCCAGACAAGUACGUCUGUGACUCUCCGCUGGCGGUGAGAGGGGCCCAGGUUGGAGCUGUACACCUCUCCCUGAUGGAGUGCCACAGGUCCCUCGUGGUGUCAUCGAUCUGCAUCCUGGUGUUCCUGGUCAUCCUCAUCCUUGUAGCUGUUGGCUACAAGUACCACGCGGUCUGGUACCUGAGGAUGACCUGGGCGUGGCUCCAAGCCAAGCGGAAGCCCAAGCGAGCCCCGCCAAAGGACAUCUGCUAUGACGCUUUUGUCUCCUACAGUGAGAACGACUCCAACUGGGUGGAAAACGUAAUGGUGCGGGAGCUGGAGCAGGCCUGCCCUCCCUUUCGCCUCUGCCUCCAUAAGCGGGACUUUGUGCCUGGGAAGUGGAUAGUGGACAACAUCAUUGACUCCAUUGAGAAGAGCCACAAAACGCUCUUUGUGCUGUCCGAGCACUUUGUGCAGAGCGAGUGGUGCAAAUACGAGCUGGACUUCUCACAUUUCCGCCUCUUUGAUGAGAACAACGAUGCGGUGAUUCUUGUCCUCCUGGAGCCCAUCCAGAGCAAAACGAUUCCCAAGAGGUUCUGCAAGCUGCGGAAGAUCAUGAACACAAAGACCUACCUGGAGUGGUCUCUCGAAGAAGAGCAGCAGCAGAUGUUUUGGGCAAACCUGAAAAGAGUGUUGAAGUCAUAGAAGAACUCAGCAGCUCCCAUUUCAACGUAUGUCUGCAAAAGGCUCUAUGUCAGUGUUUCUUCUUGCUAAGAAUUUUUUUGUCUUAUUUUUCUCUCAAAAUACAGCUGGCUUUGUUGUGUGUAGAAAGAAUUGUCAUGUUACUCACUGAAAAAGGACCACUUUUUGCUUUCCAGUAAUCUGAUUCUCUGGUCUUUCAAAAUCUCUGCCAAUAACUAUAAUAUUUGGAAGCUAUAUUGGACUAUAUAUACUUUUCUGAAUACAUUUAGCUGACUGUAGGGUAUUUCUGUACUUUUUUCUGCUCUUACCACUAUUCCCAACUCGUCUCUAACAAUGCCACUGCAAUUUACAAUUUAAAUUAAAAGCCAAGGACUUCAAUCAA
This is a messenger RNA of Pipra filicauda (Wire-tailed manakin), 6470 nucleotides long. RefSeq names its product toll-like receptor 2 type-1. The transcript has 5 exons. Lineage: Eukaryota; Metazoa; Chordata; Aves; Passeriformes; Pipridae. Gene Ontology annotation, molecular function: protein binding; transmembrane signaling receptor activity; triacyl lipopeptide binding. The record is from RefSeq and is a predicted model, not a curated record. Gene Ontology annotation, cellular component: membrane. Gene Ontology annotation, biological process: immune response; inflammatory response; toll-like receptor signaling pathway. Bases 3671 to 6091 code for a protein of 806 amino acids.